AUGUCCGCCUCUCCGGGCAUCUCCAAAAAAGAUGCCGUCGUCCUAGCGGGCUGUGUUGGAGGAUCCGUUUUGUCUUAUCAGUUAUUCAAAUAUCUGCUACAAAAGUGGCGCUCUGACCCUCAUGAUUGGGUCCCAGUCGGCCGGAUCAAGGAAUUGUGGAUUUAUCCUAUCAAAUCGUGCAAAGCGAUUCCGGUUUUCUCCAUGUAUUGCGACUAUUUGUGCGGAAACAACCAGGAGCUGUUUGAUCGUAAAUUUCUCGUCACAAAUCUGGAUGGGCACUUCUUCACCGGUCGUUUGAAGCCGCAGCUGCUCACCGUCAAAGUGAACGUGCAGGACGACACGCUUCUCUUGACGUACAAGGACAGAAAGACCGAGAUUCCACUGAAGCCGAUCAACGAGAGGAAGCAGCUCGUCAAGGCCACACUCUUCCGCGAUGAACGCCAGGAUGGCUACGAUUGUGGAGACGAGGCGGCCAAGUUCUUCACGGCAGUUUGUGAAGAGCCUGCUCGUCUGGUGAUGCACGUUCCCGGGCUUUACACCGAGCGCUUGAUGGUGACGCAAGAGGAUUUCUGGAACAACAACGAGGUCCCGAAGCGGACGGAUGAUAAGCCGUACAGCGAUAACACUCCCUACAUGGUGACCACCGUCGGCUCGUUGGACGACCUGAACAAGAAAUUGGAGCAUAAGCUACCCAGCGUCCAAUUCCGCGCAAACGUCGUCGUCGAGGGCUGCCCGGCGUGGGAUGAGGACAAGUGGGGAGAGCUACGGUUUGGAGACCGACCCGAUUCGUCGGUAGCCGAGAUGCAGUGCUACCGACCCUGUGAUCGUUGCAUUAUGACGAAAAUCGACCCGAAAACGGGCGUCCCGGAUAUGGAGGAGCCGUUGAGGACGUUGAGAGAAUUCCGUCUCACCACCGGAAAAAUGGCCAACCGCUUCAAGGCUCCCAUUUUCGGAGUUCACACCGGCAUGAAUCGCCCCGGCUUCAUUCACCAGGGCCAGACCGUCUGGGCUCGGUACAAGAAGGGCGGCGCUUUC
Messenger RNA from Mesorhabditis spiculigera, 1035 nucleotides. The record is from the annotation of a GenBank genome assembly. Lineage: Eukaryota; Metazoa; Nematoda; Chromadorea; Rhabditida; Rhabditidae.